This is a messenger RNA of Solanum lycopersicum (tomato), 3023 nucleotides long. RefSeq lists its product as uncharacterized. The record is from RefSeq and is a predicted model, not a curated record. Lineage: Eukaryota; Viridiplantae; Streptophyta; Magnoliopsida; Solanales; Solanaceae.
GGCCGUAAAUGAUCUCCGCAGACAACUUCUAUAAAUACUUAAAAUUUGAUGUAUUCUCUCAUUUCCCUUCAUUUCAGUCGAUUUCAAGAGCUCCGAAACCCUUCUCCUCGCAUCCUAGGGCUAAGUUGUUGGAUCUACAUAAAACACUUGUUCGAGUGUGUCAGGACUCAGUAGACCUCUAAUUUUCAAGCACACAAACUUUCUGUUAAUUGUCUCAAAAUAUAAAACUUCAAAAACAUAACAAAGGUUAGUUCUUGAAAAGGGUGUUGGAGAAAGAUAUUUGCAAAUGCAAGUAACCAAUUAUAAACACAAGCGUUCCAAGAGUUUCCCGUAUACACGCGGAUUCAAAGACAAUGUGCAUCAUUCAGUGGAGGAUUUUACUCAAUUGAAUUUGGAUAAGGGUGAUAGAAAUGACUGUAGUAAGAGCAAGAAGAAGCAGUUAUCUGAGGAAGUCAAAAGUUCUAUGAAGGAAGAGAUAAUGCAACUCCAGAGAAUAUUAGAGCACCAACUCACAGUUCGACGUUCUCUAGAGAAAGAAUUGGGAUAUGAAUCUUUAUCGCAAAACAUCGCUCAGGAGACAAACUCAAUGCCUGAGCCAACUACAGAACUGAUUAGAGAAAUUGCAGCACUAGAGUCGGAAAAAGGGCGUCUGGAGCAGGAUCUUCUUUCGUUAUAUAGUAAAAGAGCUUAUGAUCAACAGAAUUCAUCCUUGUAUCCUCCCACAAGAGAUGAUAUACUAAAAUCUCCUAUGUAUACUAAAAUGAGAAGGUGCCUUCAAUUUUCUAAAUCUUAUACUAAAGUGAGAAGGACAAAUUCUUGUGCUCAGCCUGAUAGACAGUCAGCGUCAAAUCCAUGGAAAGAAACAACUAGUACAACAGAAGACAGAGUUAGAGAAUCUGUGGUCCAUCGAAGUCGUUCCUCACUAACUCAACAUUUGGAUUUGUCAAAGAGAGCUUCCACAACAGGGGACAUACCAGGCAAAGCUUUGCGUGCUUGUCAGUCUCAACCUUCAUGUAUGAUGGAGUACGCACAGAAUUCUUCUUCAAAUUUAAUCAGUUUGGCGGAGCAUUUUGGCACCCGUAUUUCUGAUCGUGUUCCAGAGACACCAAAUAAGUUGUCUGAGGACAUGGUAAGGUGCAUGUGCACCAUAUAUUGCAAAAUUGCAAAUCCGUGUCUCUCGCCAACCUCAUCCUUUUCAUCAAUGAGUGCCUUUUCAACGAAAGACCAAUGUGACAUAUGGAGCCCAGGAUCAAGGAAAGAUUCAUCGUUUGAUGUUCGUGACAAUCCUUUUCAUGUGGAAGGAUUGAAGGAGUCCACUGGACCUUACAGCUCAAUGGUUGAAGUACAAUGUAUAUAUAAAGAUGGUCAUAGACUAGGUGAUAUUGAGCCUUUGUUGCAAAAUUUCAGGUCCAUUGUUUCUCGCCUAGAAGUAAUAGAUCCCGGAAAAUUGAGUCAUGAAGAAAAGCUAGCCUUCUGGAUUAACAUACAUAACGCAUUGGUGAUGCAUGCAUUUUUAUCUUAUGGCAUUCCACAAAAGAAUGUGAAGAGAGUUUAUCUACUCUUGAAGGCUGCCUAUAACGUUGGUGGUCAUGUAAUCAGUGGGAAUGUGAUUCAGAACUCUAUCUUGGGAUGUCGGGUGUCUAAACCAGGAAAGUUACUUCGCUUGUUACUUUCUUCUGGGAAAAAAUUCAAGGCAGGCGAUGAAAGACGAACCUAUGCUAUUGAACGUCCAGAACCCCUUCUGCACUUUGCACUCUGCUCAGGCAAUCAUUCAGAUCCUGCGGUACGAGUUUAUACACCGAAAGAAGUGUUUCAGGAGCUAGAAGCAGCAAAAGAAGAAUACAUUAUAGCAACUUUUGGUCUGAAGAAGGGUCAGAAAGUUGUUUUGCCCAAACUUGUGGAGUCCUUUGCUAAAGAUUCUGGCCUACUUCCUGCUGGUGUUAUUGAGAUGAUCCAGCAAUGUUUACCUGAAUCUUUUACAAGAAGCAUAACGAUGAUUCAGCAGAAGAAUUCUCACAAGAACAUCGAAUAUGUACCUCGUAAUUUUGCUUUCCGGUAUCUAAUCAUGAAGGAGCUGGUGAAAUGCCUAGUUUAAUGGUGUGUUAUAGCAUGUUUAUGUGCUUUUAGAGAUUUGAUUAGUAGUAAGCCACUUCGACCUCAAACCAAUAGGUCAUGAGUUCGAGUCUCGUUAAGGCUACGUGAAAUCAUUGUUUAUCUCAUGUGGAAUUAUUGAGAGUGGGAAAAGAUUGUUUUGUGAGACCUCUCUUUUUCUUUUGUGUUUUCCUUUUCAGAGGGAACUUAUUUCCUUUUCUCUCUUCUGUAUAACUGCAUACAAAUUUUGGAGUUAAGAAAUGGAGGAUUUGACUGAAGAAUGCCUACAAUCUGUGUUUUGUAUGCAACAUCAUUUUUUGGCUUCAAGUUUUUGAUAUAUAUAAUUCAGAUUCACAUUUGUUGUGGGUGUGGUUGCAUCAAUCAACUACCUCUUAAUCCCAAGCUCCUCUUUAUAUUAAGAUUCUUCUAGGUCAAAGACAUUCAAUCCGAGGCAGACCAGGAUUUUAAGUUUUAUGGAUUAACACUAAGAUUCUUAGCAUUGAACUUAUGAUAUUUUUGCUAUGGGAACUAACGCUUUCUAUGAGGAGUGAAAGCCACUUGACGGUAAAGAGAGGAGCUCCACCCUACUUCAAUUAAAAAUUGUUCCUCACUCCACUCAGUUAUGAGUUCGUAUCUACUAUUUGUUGCAAUUUCAUGAAGCUUUAAAUAUAUAUUUAUGUUCUACGUUGAAAAUAAUGGAUUCAAAUGAACCUUGUAUCGAUAAGCUUCUCUGCCUUCAAUAAGUUCUAAUGAAUUCUAUAUAGAAAAUUUCAUUCUUUUAGCUCCCCCACCUUAAUAUAUACGACAUUUAUUUGAAAUUUCAACAAAAUAAUAAAUCUUUGAAAAUUCGUAGUUUCAUGUAAUGGAUUCCAAAUUGAAAACUGUUAGAAACCCAUCAAAUUUAAAUUCUAGAUUUAGUAGAAAAUGAAAAA